This is a messenger RNA of Loa loa (African eye worm), 759 nucleotides long. Its product is annotated as GYF domain-containing protein. The record is from RefSeq and is a predicted model, not a curated record. The transcript has 5 exons. Bases 1 to 759 code for a protein of 252 amino acids. Gene Ontology annotation, molecular function: protein binding. Lineage: Eukaryota; Metazoa; Nematoda; Chromadorea; Rhabditida; Onchocercidae.
AUGGAUCCGAAUCGUGACGUUUUGAGCAGUCCGAAAUGGUUUUAUCAAGGAGAAGAUCGUCGUGUUUAUGGUCCGUAUUCAUCCGUGGAAAUGCAGAAAUGGUGCAAAACCGGUUAUUUCACAGAUACCAUGCUUAUUCGUACGAAAAACGAAGAUCGUUUCCAUACGCUUGCCGAAUGGACACGUUAUAGUAACGGACAGAGUCCGUUUUUGCUUCUGGUCAAUUCUUUCGAUCAUUUGGUCAACAUGAGCAUGCAAAUGCAAAUGUCCCAGUUAAUCCUGACUCCCGGUCGUGUUCCAGUAUCCGGCGGCCCUUACUUUAUGGUGCCCCAAGCUUCAGCUGCAGCAGCGUCUAGCCCUGUUCCUGGUUUCCCGCCAGCACCUGGUUUCAUUGCUUAUCAUCAAAAUCCAUUGGUGGUUGCACCUCCAGUACCGUCCUUUGCACCGCAUCAAGCUUUCUCACAACCGCCCAGUGAACCUGUCGAUGAAGUGCCGUCGAGUGCAAGCAAUACACCAGAUGAUAGCGAUGCGGGCUGGAAUAUGAAUGCGAUGCAGAAUGCGGCUCUCCUGCCGCUUCAGGAAAAAUCUACCGAUACAUAUGAUGCAUCAUGGAAUCUGGCGCGCGAUAUUGGUACUGAAGCAGAACAUUCGGAAUGCUGUGAUGCCUCCACCCAAACCAAUCCAGGAAGAAUUUCGGCAGAGCAAGCUGUGCGACUUCUUUCCGAGCUGAUCGGGAUUCAGUUGGAGAUUGAAAGUUGA